AAAACAACUAAAUCUUGAAUAUUUUCGCUCGAGCUCGUUCUCUUUAAAACCCAAACCGAAGACUCCUCGGAGCUUUCCCUCGCAAACUCUCUCUGCAAACCUUCGAUUCUCUAUCGUCUAGGGAAGUUAAUGAAGCAAUCUAAGGACGCAUUUGAGGCUGCAUUGGAGGAGCAGGAGGAAUCGCCGCCCGAUUCCCCCAUUGGAGUGGAUGAGUUAGAGGGUCAAACUCAGGGUGCUCCUGCUUCUGGUGGAUUAGAAGAUGACUUUGAAAGUACACCUGCACCCGUGCCUGUUUCUGGUGGGGCCAAUGUAAAUGCAGCUGUCACCAAGAAUAAAGAUGAUGAGGAGGAAGAAGAGGAGGAGAAUGUGGAUGUUGAACUCGCUAAGUUCCCGUCUAGUGCCGACCCUUCUAAAAUGGCCAAGAUGCAGGCUAUUCUAUCACAAUUUACAGAGGAGCAGAUGAAUCGGUAUGAAUCCUUUCGGAGAUCUGCACUUCAGAAGGCUAACAUGAGAAGGUUGUUAGUGAGCAUCACCGGAAGCCAGAAAAUUUCGUUACCAAUGACAAUUGUAGUGUGUGGCAUAGCAAAAAUGUUUGUUGGUGAACUUGUUGAAACAGCUAGAAUGGUCAUGGCAGAGAGGAAGGAAUCCGGACCAAUCAGGCCGUGCCACAUCAGAGAAGCUUAUAGAAGAUUAAAGCUUGAAGGCAAAGUACCAAGGAGAUCAGUUCAAAGGCUCUUCCGGUAGAUGGACCAAAAUGCAAAGUUGUGCUGAUUUUCUACUCAGGCUCUCAUUGUUAACUACAUGUUGAUGCCUAUCGUAUAUGAGGUAGUUUAACUUGGAAGCCAACAGCCAAUUAAUGAAGUUUUGAGGAUUGAAAUAAACAAUCUCUUUGAAUGUGGAAGCAGAUUGAUACUUUCUUUUUCCUU
Pistacia vera is the source of this 926-nucleotide messenger RNA. RefSeq names its product transcription initiation factor TFIID subunit 11-like. NCBI's taxonomy places the organism in Eukaryota, Viridiplantae, Streptophyta, Magnoliopsida, Sapindales, Anacardiaceae. The record is from RefSeq and is a predicted model, not a curated record. Gene Ontology annotation, cellular component: transcription factor TFIID complex; nucleus. Gene Ontology annotation, molecular function: transcription coactivator activity; protein heterodimerization activity. Bases 130 to 744 code for a protein of 204 amino acids. Gene Ontology annotation, biological process: transcription initiation at RNA polymerase II promoter; RNA polymerase II preinitiation complex assembly. The transcript is spliced from 5 exons.